GUAUCAGUAUGGCAUCCUCUUCUGCGGGCUAUGUUAGCAUUCCUCGGUGCCCGUUGAUUUUUGAUGGCACCAACUAUGGGGAGUUUGCUGCCUUUAUGCGCAUCCAUAUGCGGGGUCUUCGACUGUGGGGUGUCCUUACCGGCGAGGUCUCCUGUCCGCCGCGCCCCACUGCUCCUGUGCCUCCUACCCCGCCGCCUGUGCCACCUGCCCUUGCUGAGGAUGCUACUCAGGCUGAUCGGGAUGCAGCCAAGUCUGCCGAGGCUGCUGCUGAUGAGGCAUAUGAGGAGCAGGUACUUACCUAUUCAGAGGCUCUUGGCUCCUACCGUGAUAGUCUGGCUACCUUUACUCAGUGGUGUGAUGAGGAUGCUAGAGCUGCUGCCGUUCUCUCGCAGAGUGUUCAGCCACAAUUUGCUUCUGAGUUUAUGGGCCUCGCUACUGUCGCUGAGGUGUGGUCUCACCUUCGUCAGCGCUAUCAGCCUUCUGGUGAUUCUCUAUACUUAUAUGUGUUGCGCUAG
Messenger RNA from Lolium perenne, 515 nucleotides. The record is from RefSeq and is a predicted model, not a curated record. NCBI's taxonomy places the organism in Eukaryota, Viridiplantae, Streptophyta, Magnoliopsida, Poales, Poaceae.